AAGAGCUGAAUGAGGAUUACAAUGCGUAUGAUGCUAGAGACAGGAGGUAAUAUUAACAGAAUGUUCUGAAUCUCUCUUCAUCUCUUUUUUAUUCUCCAAUCAUCUUCUUUCUUUGGAAUAUCAUUUAGCUAAGUGCCUCUGCUGCUAUAGCCAGGGUGAUCUCAUCUCUUGUGCACCAGGACUGAAGAGUGAGUAAGGACCUAGCUGGGAACUCCCUGCCAAAGAGAGGGAGAGAGAAGAAAGCUAUCAGGGGACACACUGGGAUUCAGUGUGGACCUGAGGGAGAGCCGAGGAGGUAAGAUGAGUCAAAACAACGGGGACACACUGACAGCCCGUGGACCUGACUUGACCAGCAUCAGCAAGUUGAAGCCCUCCACCCCCACCAGGAAACCUAAACCUCCAAAGCCGGAGAAUGCCAUCACCAUCGGCGUGUCGGCACGAGUCCUCUUCAACAUGGAGAAGGAGCAGCAGAUCUACGAGCAGCAGGGCCUUGAAGACUACAUCAAGUAUCAGGUGGAGCAUGAAACGCAGCCUUUCAGCCCCGGCCCUGCCUUCUCCUUUGUCAAGGCUCUGGAGGCUGUGAACACUCAACUGAGGGAGCUUUACCCUGACAGCGAGGAGCUGUUUGAUGUGGUGCUCAUGACUAACAACCAUGCAUACGUUGGCCUAAGACUUAUCAAUACCAUCAACCAUCACCAGUUGUUCAUCGAGCGCUUCUGUAUGACGGGAGGGAACAGUCCCAUAGGCUACUUGAAGGCCUACCACACUAACCUGUACCUGUCUUCUGAUCCAGACAAGGUUCGAGAAGCUCUGGAAGAAGGUAUAGCAGCAGCUACCAUGUUCACCCAAGAGAAGAUAACGGAAGUGUCGGACACCCAGCUGCGAGUCGCCUUCGAUGGUGACGCCGUCCUCUUCUCUGAUGAGUCUGAGCGCAUUUACAAGGCCCAUGGACUGGACAAGUUCUUUGAGCACGAGAAGGCACACGAGAACAAGCCUCUAGACCAUGGACCCCUGAAAUGUUUCCUGGAGGCUUUAGGAAAGCUGCAGAAGAAGUUUUACGGCAAAGGUCAGCGCAUGGACUGCCCCAUCCGUACCUACUUGGUGACCGCUCGCAGCGCAGCCAGCUCUGGUACCAGGGCUCUGAAGACUCUGCGCUCGUGGGGUCUGGAGAUCGAUGAGGCUCUCUUUCUGGCAGGGGCACCCAAGGGCCCCAUGCUUGAGAAGAUCAGGCCGCACAUUUUCUUUGAUGACCAGAUGUUUCAUGUGGAGGGGGCAGCAGAAAUCGGGACAGUAGCAUGCCACGUGCCCUAUGGGAUAUCUCAGGCAUCAGCACCAAAGUAGCCUGAACAUCACUGGGUUACAACUGUAUAUUUACCUGUUAUUUUAUCCAUUGUUUUCUACGUUUUCAGUUAAUAAAAAAAGGUACAACUUUCUAACAAGAGCUCAACCAAACCCUUUAUCAUUUGUUCCUAAGCUUUAAGUAAGGUUUUUUUUAGACUAUUCAGGGUGCAAAAUCAUAUGACUAUGUUUUAAAAAAGACCAAAAUAAAUUAUAAAACCACAUAAAUGAUCCACUAAUGAUUUGUUAACAUUUAUUACAGUACUAUUACUAAAUAGAGUAUACACCAGUCAAGGGAUCAUUCACAACCUUGACACCUAUCUCUGCUUCUUAACCUGCCUCCCCGUUUUUUUUUACUGCUUUUGGUUCCGCAUUCCUGCCAAACCCUGACAGAACAAACUCACCAAGAUGGACCCAGCAGUACUUUUUAGGAUGACCUUUAUGAUUUAUCUCACAAGCUUUUAUGCAUUCUUGUGGAGUGGAGGAGAGCAACUUGUAAAGAGGCUCAGGAGGCUGCUCUUUCCCUUCCAUGCCGGGAAGUGGCUGAUAAGCCCUGGUUAUGGAGCUCACUGCCAGGCUUUUGAAGGAACUUUGUGAAUUCCUCCAAUAGACUGCACGCCUGCUUUAAACUCCUGUUACCCCUGUGCUCCGGAUGCUGUGUCUCCAGAGGGGUCCCACAGGCCUCCUGCCCGUCCUAACUUGGUCCCAUCUGCCGUCCUCCAGAGUGGUCCCUUUAAAAAACAUAAAACAUCUUAUCAAAAUAAAGUAUAUUUUAAAAAAAAGAAGCAGAACCAAAUAUCCCAAAAAAACACAGAUUCAAAGCAAGAUUUAUUUACACACCAUCAAAUGAACUGUUGGGGAAAUAUUUUCCUAGGCCCAUAACUUUGACCUAGUCUAUCAGCUUGAACUGCCCUCGCUGAGCACAGGCCUGUGACCUUGGGCUGCUGUGCUCUCUGUGUCCCUAUUCCUGCCUGUUGGCGUCAGCUGAUAGAGGUGUUAUCGUUCUGUGCCUGAUUUAUCUUGUCAUGCAAAAUGUAAAUUAUUUUCUCAUAACCAGCUAAAUACAUGGGACUGGGGGAGACAUCUUCAGAAUUGGUUUGGACAAGAGCUGUAUCACCUCAUGGCUGCAGCCAAUGUCUUUGUCAAUCCUCCAGCCGUAAUUUAAAAUAAAUCCUUAGUGUUUGCCAUCAAGUUCCAGCUCUCCCAUAAUCUCAUUGUGUUUCGACUCCACACUCCAGAAACCUCCGAUUGUUUUUGAAAAAGAGGGAGUCUGAAUGCAGCCGAGAUGUGAUUUAUGCAGAAUCUCAAUUUAGAAGUAAACAGUUCUGUCAAUUCAUUGCUUGUCUUUGUGUUUAAGAGUUUGGAAGCUUUUGCCUUUUUUGUCAAAUUGGCAUGUUGUUGAUAUCAGUCUGUUGUAAAUGUGUUUUUUUGAUCGAUGUGUAUGAAUGUAUUUUGAAAAUGGCAAAUUUGUGAAAUUAACAAUUUUACAUAAUAUUUAUUUAAAAUGUAUUCCUGUUCAAUACAUAAUACACUCAGCGUUUAUUGACAUGCAUCUUGUGCAUUUUUUGUUUCUGCUACUUGACCCCAAAGUGUAGAAGGUUCAAUGUCUCUCUUGUUGCUUGCCGGUCUGUCUCAUUCUGUCAUUCAGUAGUUGUUAUAUUUUAUAAAGUCCAUGGUCACUCUUUGUAUGAGUGUGAAGCAAGUUGGUAUUGACUGAAAAAUUUUGUUAUGAUAAGGAAUCUUGGUAAAUCUGGGCCAAAUGUGGACUGUUUAAGUAAAAAUGUGAUGAAUGUAUUAAAAUGUUAGGAAAAUAUCACUAUGUUCUUUACUCCCUCACCCCUAAAAAUAGCUCAUUGGUUAUGCAGAGGUGAACGUUUCAGACUCUUAUUCAAGGAUUUUAAUAAAAAGC
Messenger RNA from Notothenia coriiceps (black rockcod), 3247 nucleotides. RefSeq names its product 5'-nucleotidase, cytosolic IAb (gene nt5c1ab). Gene Ontology annotation, molecular function: 5'-nucleotidase activity; magnesium ion binding; nucleotide binding. The transcript is spliced from 8 exons. Gene Ontology annotation, cellular component: cytosol; cytoplasm. Lineage: Eukaryota; Metazoa; Chordata; Actinopteri; Perciformes; Nototheniidae. Gene Ontology annotation, biological process: adenosine metabolic process; nucleotide metabolic process. Bases 301 to 1341 code for a protein of 346 amino acids. The record is from RefSeq and is a predicted model, not a curated record.